Molecule: messenger RNA, 708 nt
Organism: Striga asiatica
Lineage: Eukaryota; Viridiplantae; Streptophyta; Magnoliopsida; Lamiales; Orobanchaceae
Source: the annotation of a GenBank genome assembly
AUGAAGGAGAUGAAGAAAUUGUACGGUAGAGGCUAUUCCAGUGGUAGAAGAAGGUUCGGCGGCGGAGUGAAGAGGGGCGGUGGAGUGAAAGACCCUGAUUUCAAAUUCCUACACGGACUGUUUCGCACGGUGACUGAGGUUGGAGAUGGAGAUGCUGAACUUGGGGCAAUGGGAAUCAACUUCAAAAUAAGCUUGGCAGCGCACUUCUUCACGCCAAUGCUGUUUGUCUAUGGUCACAUUGUCAGAUUGAAGCAUCUCGUUUCGCUUGAUUUCUCAAUUGCAGCAUCUUACCCGUUUCCAGCGAGCCACGACGGAUUGUGGAAGAAAGUUCAUCCGAUUGCAGCAUUCUCGCUCGAUUCCCAGGCAUAUGGUAGCACUUUAUUUAGUAUGGUUAUUGUGAAUGUUGGAAUGAAAAACUCGGUUUAUGAUCCAUCAAAAGCAACCGACAUAGACGAACUAUUCAAUCAGGCAAGACAUGUGGGGGCUCUAGCAGCAUCUGUUGAACAUGAUGGCACGCGUUUGGUCUCGCGCUUCAACCACCACCACACAAUUAGAGAUGUCCGGGGCUUCAUAGACGCAUCAAGGCCCGGCGGGUCAACGGGUUACCAGCUGCAGACAAUGGGAUUCCCUACCAAGCAGCUGGCUGACUUGGAUCAGACGAUCGAGGAAGCUGGGGUAGCUAAUUCGGUUGUGACCCAGAAGAUAUAA